GGAACAUUCGGUGACCACCUACCGAUCCCCCAUUUCUGGGAAUGCAAACGAGAUUCCUACCACCACGGUGAAGUAAAAAAAGAGAAUUCAUUAGUCCUUUCGCCUACGGAUUUAGUUUUGGCGAUUAAUUGCAGUUGGACGGCCAUCUUCCGAGAAAAAGGGGGCCCCGCGCCCUCUCCUAUUGGCUGGGGGCCUUUAUUCGGGCUGGAAGUAUACAUCCGUCCCUCCAAUCACCGCGCCCGACGCACACCGGUUGAUGAUCAACCGGGGAACUAUGUCUCGAGGCAUCCUCUGCCCGUUGGAGUUUUUCCAUCGUCAUGCCUAUUCCGGGCGUGA
Molecule: messenger RNA, 336 nt
Organism: Rasamsonia emersonii CBS 393.64
Lineage: Eukaryota; Fungi; Ascomycota; Eurotiomycetes; Eurotiales; Trichocomaceae
Exons: 1
Source: RefSeq, a predicted model, not a curated record